This is a messenger RNA of Vitrella brassicaformis, 5452 nucleotides long. The record is from the annotation of a GenBank genome assembly. Lineage: Eukaryota; Vitrellaceae.
CGUUUUCAGCGUCGCUUUCGUUUCGCAUCCAUCCAACUGUGGUCCUCCUCCUCUUCUUGUUCUUCCUCUCGGCGGCGGCCACCGGAAGCUGCUUAACAACAAGCAGACAAAGCCAGAGAGUCAGUCAUGUAUGCAUGCCCACAUGCCCGCGUGCCUCACCGCUGCUGCCGUACUGAAGAUCCCCCGUGGCCCCCUGGAACAGCUGCACGCCCUCCUGGGUUGGCCCGAAACCCCCCUCACCCCCACCACCCCCACCGCCCUGCUGCGCAGCGCCAGCAGCAGCAGAAGAUGCUGCUGCUGCUGCUGGAACAGCUGCCCCCUCCCCACUCCCUUGGUGGCCAGUGGGAGCGCCGGUGCCGAAGGACAGCGAUGGUCCCGACAGCCGCCCCCGCCGUCCGCGUCUCCGCGAAGAGGGUGACGAUGAGGGCGAUGCCGAUGCCGCCCCUUCUGCUGCUCCUGCUCCUGCUGCUGGUGCUGCUGCCCCACUGUCCUUGUCGGCCUGCUGGGGUGGGCCGAAGAGGGGGGCGGACUGGAAGGACUGGAGCGAUGUCGGCGAUGCUGCUGCUGCUGCUGCUGUUGCCCCGAACAGAUGGGCGGACGGCGGGAGUUGAAAGGCGAAGGACGAAGGGCUGCCCUUGAAGGCCAGCUCGGAUGGCGGCCGUGGGGCGGCUCUGCCGGCGGUGUAGGUUCUGCCGAAGAUGAGGGGGGUGUCCCUGUCCUCGGCCUCCUGCACACAACACACGCAGGAAGCCACGCAUCGUGACGCAUACAUGAUGUGGGUCUGUCUGUCUAUCUGGUGUGUGCGCUUCCUUGCCUACACAGAUACAUACAUAUACUUACGCACCAUCCAUUCCCACUCCCGCCUGGUCAUGACCUCCUCCCAGCGGGCCGCGAUGACCUCCUUCUCGCGCCGGUCCUUGUCCUUGACGAACACCUGCCAGUCCUGCGGACAUCCGACACGCACAAUCAAUGAAAGGGAGUGGGAUGAAUGGAUAGCUGCACCUCUUGUGGUAUUGGGGAGAGCGGCAGCACGUCGCCUUGCCUCCAAGCCUGUCAACACAAAGACAACGCGGGACGGACAAAUAAGUCAUAUGCACAUCUGCACAUCUGACGCAUCACGAAGCCACGUACCAGCUCGACUGAGUGGUCGCCCCCUCCGUCGGCCUGGUCAACCAACACAUGACAGAGAGACAGACAGACAGACAGACAGGAGAGUGACACAUACAUGCAGCUAUAAAUCUGUGGGGUGAGGUGAGUGGGUGCCAAGGUCCCAUCUUACCUUUAGGACAAACUUGCGACGCAGCUCCAGGGAGUCCAUCAGGUGGGGCUGGUACUCCACGUCGCUAUCGGCGGCGCUGCCCAGCUGCCCACUCUGGCCCACUCCCCUACAGGCAGACACAUACGCACACAGACACAUACGGACACCAACGACAGGCACAAAUGACCGACCACAUGAGACAUGGUGGGUGACAGGCGACUUACCACGAGAAGAUGUCCCCUGUCUGGUUGGUGGCCACCGUGUGGGUCCUCCCGGCACCGACGGAGAGGAAGCGCACCCCCUGAGAGACACAGGCAGACAGGCAGAGAGCCAUAACAGUGACUUGUCCUUCGCCUGUGAGAGCUCACCUCGACCUUCCUGCUGCAGGGCACCGUCACGUCGACCAGGCGGUUGGAGACAUCGAGGCCCGUGUUCUCGCCUGCACUACAGAUACGCACAAACGAAUGCGUGUGUGUAUGGGGGUGGGUUUGAUGUGUACAUGUAUCCUCCGUGGCCACAUGUGUUGGCAUUGCGUCCUACCCUUGCCCCAGGUCAUGACGCUUCCGUCACGGAUGAGGGCGAUAGUGUGGAACUGCCCGCCACACAGGCUCACCACCUGCACACACACAGAGAUAGAUACCCAGACAGACAGACCACUUGCAGUCGCUGAUCAUCGGUCAUGUCCACACGUGUGGCUUACGUUCUUGUCGAACAGGGCCGGGAUCUCGGUGAGGCGGUCGACGGUGUUGGUCUUGGUGCUGAUGCCCACCUCCCCACACGAGUUGGACCCGCACCUGCAUCGACAACACACACGCGAGCCACACACCAAUGUUCGUGUGCAUGUGUGGGCCGCUGCCCGACCUUUCCCCACCCAUAAUGGCGUUUGCCGUCGUUGGCGGCCAACACCGCCGCCACGAAGGUGGCAUUGCCACACGCCCACACGCGCCUGAUGUCGGCCUCUUUGCCCAAUCCCAACCUGCACGUGACCAACACAAAACACAGAUGCAUCUUCGGGGUUGCCUAAGUGCCCUCCAUCUGUGGCGCCACUCACUGGUGUGUGGUGCGUCUGGUGGGGAAGAGGGCGGCGUCGAAUGCCGCGCGGUCAGUGGGGCCUGUGGCGGGCGGCUCGGGGAAGGUCAGCUGGGAGAAGUCGUUGGCCCCCCACACGUACAGCUGACACACACACACAAAUACAAACAGACAGACAGACAGACAUCGAUGGUGGAUAGUGUGUGUUGUGUGGUGGUACCACUUCCUUCGAGAGUGCAACGGUGUGGUUGUCGCCGCUCGCCAGCUGCUCCACGUCCAUCAGGCCGGGCAGGCGAUAGGGAUAGAGCUGCUUCUUGACCGCACCACCCACCUUGACGCCGAUGCGCUGGCCGUUGAAGACCUGCAGCGACAAAACCAACCGCACAGACAACGGUGCAAACUCAUGCACGUUUGUAUGCGUGUAUGUUUGUUUAGCUCGCUUACGGCAUGGUUGAGGGCUACGGCGAGGCCCACAGCGCCCUCAUCCGCCAAGACUAGCCUGGCCUUGCUGCACACACACACACACACACACGGGUGUGACGCGGAUGCUGUCUGUCUGUCUGUCUGUCCGCCCUCUUGCUCACCUCGUGUCGUCGGCGUCCCGUCGAAUGUGGCUCACUGUCGUCGGCAGCCGGCCCUCGAAGAACCCCCGCACUUGCUCGUUGGACGCCUCGGUGGGGAGGCCCGUGACGUCGAGGCGACGGCGGGGGAAGCCCUCGUGGCGGAACAUGGCGUAGCUGGCCUGCAUCCUCAGACACACAGACAGACACACAGGGACAUUAGUGGUUGGAUGGAUGUGUCUGGGGUGUUUGUGUGCGUGCGUCCCUCACCGAGUAGAUGCCCCAGAGGUACACGCGCCCGUCGAAACCCAGGGCCGCCGUGUGGUGGCCGCCGCAGGUGAUCUGAACGAACGGCCAUGAAGAAAUAUAUGAAGAAUGGCUGCAGUGGAUGGGCUGUGCCCCCAUCUCUGCUGCCCACCUUCUUGACCGGCACCGGCAUUUUCGCCACCAGCACUGCAUCCCAUCCACGCACACACACAAGAAGAGCAACAACAGCUGCUGUGGUGCUGUGCUGUGCUGUGCUGUGUGGUUGCUUGCAUGGUGCUCACUUGGCGUGACGUGGUCGCCGUCCCGGCCGAGCUCGCCGUUGUCGCGGGCACCUGACAGACAGACAGACAAGGGUCCGAUGUUACGCCGGUGUGCACACACCGACCGUGUUGGUCGACGAAUGCAAUGCCUCUCUCGGUCACUGCACUCACUACUCACUCACUACUUACCCCAGGUGUAGAUGACACCCUGAAAUGUCAACGCGGCCGAGUGGGCGUCACCCGCAGCGAUGUCCCACACGCCCUUGCCCUCCAACGACUGAGCAACACACACAUACAUCCACAGACAGACAGACACAGACGUUGAUUUGAUAGACAGUGUCCUUUCAUACACACAUGCACACGUGGCCGCAUAGAUGCGUGCGUACGGGAAUGAGUUUGGGCUUGCGGCGUUCAAAGAGGCCAGCCCUGAGGCUGUACCCACACUGGCCGAACUCCACUGAGUGAGCAGACAGACAAGACAGACAAUUAAGGCGAUAGACAGACAGACAGACAAACAAACCCACCCCACCGUCAUCCCAUCCACCUCUCCCCUCGCCCAUUGUGUGCACGUGCACUUACAACUGCCGUGUGAGUAAACAUCGCCCACGGGCACCAUCACGCCCAUCCCGGCGCUGGUGUUCUCCCAGGCUCCCAGCAACACGUCCAUCUGGGGCGCCGCCACGCCCGCGUUGCUGUUGGUGUUGUUGUCCUUGAGGGGUCGGCUGUGUGGGGGGCCUGGGGUGGGGUAGACCUUGGGCAAAAUGACGGCCAGGGCGCUGGAGACGGCUGCGGCCACAGCUACACACACAUGAAUGCACACAUGGGUGGGAUGGGUACGUGAUGGCAUGCUCCUUUGACUCGUUUGACUCACCCGCGAUGGCCUCUUCCUCCAGUCGCACGGUGCCGUCCUGACCCACACACACGCGGCACACAGGAGACCGACCGUACUCAAGUGGACAAACCAUGGCGUUUUGCAUACUUGUCGGCGUCUUGGCGAGUCCUCGAUGGCGAGCGGCCGUGGCCCAUCUUGGAUGGCCAGCAGCCGGGGGGACCCGCCGAACGUGAUACCUGCACGAUACGAUCAGAACGCUCAUGUACAUUCCACGUGUGAUGCGUUCGGCUUGGGAAUACUCACGCGGCCGAGGAGCCUCUUCUUGAAGUUGCCGGCGAUCUUGUGGGUGUGCCGGGCGGGCGUGGGGCUGAUGGCGGCCCUCACGCCGGCCGAAGAGGCCCUCCAUGGCCCGCAUGAUGCGCUCCUGCACACACACAGCCCAACACAAAUCAUACUUUUCCCAUCGGUCCGUCUCCGACCACCCACUGCCUCCCACCAGCCCUCGCCGUCUGUCCCUCACUGCGAUCUUGCCUCUUUGUGUGUUUUCUGACCUUGCAGCGCUGGAUUGUGAUGGUGGCCCACAGGAUGGCGCCACCGGUGGCGAGGGCGAGGGCGGCGCGGCGGCGGCGGUGGGCAUCUGCGAUGGCAAGGUGGCAGGUGCCAUGCACGAGGCACUUGGUCUUGCAGACCGGCACCAUUGCACACCCCGCCUUGAAGACACCGCCGAAAAUACUCUCGAACAGGAGCAUUUCGCCGAAAUUGAUGAAAAUUGAUGAAUAGAUAAGGUUGUCUCGCGUCCAGCGCCCGAAGCGAUCUGUCUCGUUGUCGGCUGAUGGGGGCUUCCAGGACAAGAUGAGUACAGCGAUAGACAGCCCACGCGACGUCGGUCCGGAUGCAGUCCUUUGCAAACGAAAAUGCGUCCUCCUUCUCGGCACCUCGAUCCGAUCCCACCAGCCAUCACCGACUUAUUCGCACUGCAAAGAGCGCCUCAGCAGGAUGAUGUGGCCGGAUGGCCGAGGUUCGCGGCCUGGCGGAUUUGAUGUCAGCGAUGUUGCCGCGCUGCCGAUGGCGAGCAGCGCCAUGGAGAGCGUGUGCAGGCCGCCGCCACCGUGGAAUCGUUGAGAUCUCUGGCCGCAAGCACCAGUCGCAGAACCACACACGAAAUAGCGCAGAUCGGCCCAUCGGAUGUAGAUCUUCACCUGCAGGCACACACAGCACAGGCAGGAACAUUGGCAGUGUAAUGGCG